GAAAAGGAUGCAAAAAAUGGGUCGAUAAAUUCAACCGAAUCUUCUCAUUGCAGGCACGAAGCGUUUGCACCGGUACCACAUACUAGUGACCGUUCGACGAGUGGUAAUUGAACAUUCAGGAUGGGCGGGAAAUAUUUGAUUCUCGAAUUUUAGCCAAAUGGGGUCUCCUUCUUCGAUCUCAAAUAUUUGGGCUAUCGUCAAGCUUGUUGCCAUGUGGCUCCUCUUGAUUGUGUCCCUGCCUUAUGUCGGGGCUCAGGUUCCCAGCCAGGCACCUUCAGUGUUCUCGAAGGCCAUGCAGCAGGACAUGCGCUCACUAGCCAUAUUGUCCGGGGUGUGUUUAUCGCUGUGGAUCAUCUCCAUAUUUGUGUCCAACUGCUUCCCUUGCGUUGAGAACAGAUCGAGGAGGCCCAUAGUGGCUGUGGGCAUGAGGCGCACCGGCCUGGAUCCUGCCGUGAUCGAGACCUUGCCAACAAUGGUCUACUCGGAUGUGAAGAGGCUGAGGCUGGGGCAGGGAGUGCUAGAGUGUGCUGUGUGCUUGAGCGAGUUCGAGGACCAUGAAACGUUGCGUCUGAUGCUCAACUGCGACCAUGGGUUUCACCUUGACUGCAUCGACAUAUGGCUUACUCAGCACAGAACUUGCCCUGUCUGCCGCACCACUGUCCUGCCCAGGCCCUACGUUUCAACUGAUCAGCCUGUCCUUACAGCCGGCGCCGAGUCCAACUCACCCAACAUCGAGGUAGCGGUAGAAGAGAACCGAAACGGAACGGUGCAGCGAGGACAGCAAGAAGAGGAGCCGAGGCAUCAUGGGAAUAUGGCACCGAAUCACAGCUCCACUUAUGAACCGAUGCCCAUCAGGAGGGGUCGGAUUAUACGAUCUCACUCCGCCGGGGACUUCCUAGUUCUCCAGGAUGAAGACCCUGAGCGCUUCACCUUGAGGUUGCCAUCCGAAGUGAGGAAACAGGUGAUGGACCAAGCUGCCAGCAAAGCAAGCACUUCGAGAGGACGAGGGAACAAAUCCGCUAAUGGCAUAGGGAAUGGGAGUAGCACGGGGACAUGUUCCGGGCGGCAGCCUCAAGUGCUGGACCGGGCCAUCAAGUCAGAUAGGUGGGCAUUCAACCGAGUGUCGCAGUAUCUUUCACGAGCAUCACCACCGCAAUCAUCACCAAGACUUGGCAUCCAUCAGCAGCUACCAGUUUAGUAGACCACCCGAGCAGAACUAGAAUGCUGCUUGGAGAGCCGACCGUGACCUCGUGAUUUAAAAUCGAUAUUAGGCUGGAUACAUGAGUUGAUCUUUAUCUCUUCAAUAA
Messenger RNA from Punica granatum (pomegranate), 1307 nucleotides. The record is from RefSeq and is a predicted model, not a curated record. NCBI's taxonomy places the organism in Eukaryota, Viridiplantae, Streptophyta, Magnoliopsida, Myrtales, Lythraceae.